AUGACUACCAUUUGUUCCCUCUAUUUGAUUACAAGCAUUCAUUCUUUCUUCCUAAUGACAAGCAUUCAUUCUUUCUUCCUAAUGACAAGCAUUCAUUCUUUCUUCCUAAUGACAAGCAUUCAGCUCAUUCAUUCUUUCUUCUUAUUGACAACCAUUCAUUUUGUCUUCUUAAUGACUAGCAUUCACUCCAUCUUCUUGAUGACUAGCAUUCAUUCCAGCUUCUUGAUGACUAGCAUUCAUUCUGUCUUCUUACUAGCAACCAUUCAUUCUGUCUUCUUGAUGACUAGCAUUCAUUCUAUCUUCUUGAUUAGCAUUUAUUCUGUCUUCUUACUAACAACUAUUCAUUCCAUCUUCUUACUGACAACCAUUCAUUCCAUCUUCUUACUGACAACCAUUCAUUUUGUCUUCUUAAUGACUAGCAUUCACUCCAUCUUCUUGAUGACUAGCAUUCAUUCCAGCUUCUUGAUGACUAGCAUUCAUUCCAGCUUCUUGAUGACUAGCAUUCAUUCUGUCUUCUUACUAGCAACCAUUCAUUCUGUCUUCUUGAUGACUAGCAUUCAUUCUAUCUUCUUGAUUAGCAUUUAUUCUGUCUUCUUACUAACAACCAUUCAUUCCAUCUUCUUACUGACAACCAUUCAUUCCAUCUUCUUACUGACAACCAUUCAUUUUGUCUUCUUAAUGACUAGCAUUCACUCCAUCUUCUUGAUGACUAGCAUUCAUUCCAGCUUCUUGAUGACUAGCAUUCAUUCCAGCUUCUUGAUGACUAGCAUUCAUUCUGUCUUCUUACUAGCAACCAUUCAUUCUGUCUUUUUGAUGACUAGCAUUCAUUCCAUCUUCUUGAUUAGCAUUUAUUCUGUCUUCUUACUGACAACCAUUCAUUCCAUCUUCUUACUGACAACCAUUCAUUUUGUCUUCUUAAUGACUAGCAUUCACUCCAUCUUCUUGAUGACUAGCAUUCAUUCCAGCUUCUUGAUGACUAGCAUUCAUUCCAGCUUCUUGAUGACUAGCAUUCAUUCUGUCCUCUUACUAGCAACCAUUCAUUCUGUCUUCUUGAUGACUAGCAUUCAUUCCAUCUUCUUGAUUAGCAUUUAUUCUGUCUUCUUACUAACAACCAUUCAUUCCAUCUUCUUACUGACAACCAUUCAUUCCAUCUUCUUACUGACAACCAUUCAUUUUGUCUUCUUAAUGACUAGCAUUCACUCCAGCUUCUUGAUGACUAGCAUUCAUUCCAGCUUCUUGAUGACUAGCAUUCAUUCUGUCUUCUUACUAGCAACCAUUCAUUCUGUCUUCUUGAUGACUAGCAUUCAUUCCAUCUUCUUGAUUAGCAUUUAUUCUGUCUUCUUACUAACAAACAUUCAUUCCAUCUUCUUACUGACAACCAUUCAUUCCAUCUUCUUACUGAGAACCAUUCAUUCCGUCUUCUUGAUGAUCACCAUUCGCUCUCUCUUCUUGAUGACGUAA
Messenger RNA from Acanthosepion pharaonis, 1461 nucleotides. The record is from the annotation of a GenBank genome assembly. Lineage: Eukaryota; Metazoa; Mollusca; Cephalopoda; Sepiida; Sepiidae.